UUCCUCUAAGGGAGGCUUUUUCGUUAUUGUGACACAAUAAAUACACCGAAACGGCUUUCGGCGCCUCGACCGCGGUUUUAAAACAACCGUCACGAGAAUGGCCUAAUUUAAGGACGUUCCGACGCCGCGACUCGCUUCCUGAAGUGAGACGGCUAAACCAAUGAGACCGGCUUCCUCCGCGGACAGAUAACGGUACAGGAACAGACACGGCGGCGGCGGCGGCGGCGGCGCAAAAAAAAAGAAAAAAGAAAAGAAAACCGGUCGCAAGGAGUGGCGAGCGAGCUGCUCUGAGCCUUUAACCUGACGUUUUAGAAAGCCCCGGUGGAUGUCUCUAUGAUCCAGCUAACACCACAGCCAACCACAAGCUGUUCAGUUUGCUCAAGCAGAGGUGAACCAUGGCGGACCCGAAUUCUAAUCGUCCCCAGAGGAAGAUGUCCACAGCUGGGGAGAGUCUGUACAAGGUGCUAGGGCUAGAGAAAGGAGCCUCAGCUGAGGACAUCAAGAAGGCAUACAGAAAAUUGGCCCUGAAAUACCACCCGGACAAGAACCCUGACAACCCGGAGGCGGCUGAGAAGUUUAAGGAGAUCAACAAUGCCAACUCCAUACUGAACGAUGAGACCAAAAGGAAGAUCUACGAUGAGUAUGGCUCCAUGGGCCUGUACGUUUCGGAACAGUUCGGAGAGGAGAGCGUCAAAUACUAUUUCCUCAUGUCCAAGUGGUGGUUCAAAAGCCUGGUGGUGUGCUGCACAUUAUUCUCAUGCUGCUGCUGUUGCUGCUGCUGCUGUUUCUGCUGUGGAAAGUGCAAGCCACCCGAAGACGAUGAGAGCUAUCAGUAUGUUGAUCCUGAAGACCUGGAGGCCCAGAUCAAAGCCGAACAGGACGGAGGUGCGCAGGUCCCCAUUGUGAUCCGGCUGCAUUCCACCGCUGACAGUGCCCUAGCGGAAGACCGGCCCAUAGCCAGCCAGCCCAUCCCCAUGCCCCAGCUCUGACCCACCCCAUUCUCCCUCGUCUACCCACUGGACAGCACUAUUAUGAUGGGCAUUGGAUGGCUUUUGAGUCCGCUUUGUGGAGCUCAAGUAAUGAAGAUCUCUUCACUCUAUUCAACCAGUAAGCUUGGCUAUGACAGGCAAGGUUUAAUGUCCAUCAUCCAACACUGAAUGUCCCUCCCAUUUUUCCAGCCAGCUAACUAGCAACAACAGGCCGGGCUAACUUGCUGCCUCCUGUCUAGGCUGGCUAACUGUUAUUCUACCACUCAGUUCCAUCUCUCCUUAUGCUAGCCAGCCAGCCCAGGCCAAGCUCCCUCUUUCCUGGUUUGUGGCCAUUUCUGGCUAGGCUAAUUUUUUAGUCCUCCAUGCCGGGACUCUAGACCAACAACAUUGUAGGCAUUCCAUCUCAACCUAUAAGGACAUGACACUGGGGGGCCGACAGGAGGACCAGGAGAAACCAGCGUGUGGCAUGAAGGGACAAAACCCUCCAACAAGACCAACAUCUGAUUCGUGAAGAUGCCAUCAGCCUGGAAGGCUUAGAUGACUGUCAUUCUCUUUUAUGUUGUAUCUGUCCACCCACUGGAGAAGGCCUUGAGUCAGUUUUCUUGUCUCUCUUGUUCUUGCCGUCUUUUUGCCCCCUCCUCCCCUUCUCUCCCCCUCUCCCUCCAUCUGGGACUGUAUUUUGGUGACUAACCAGGCAGUGGUAUGGGAAUGUUAAGGGGGACUCUUAACGUAAAGUCUGAUUGAAUGUGUGUGUGUGUGUGUGCGCAUGUGUGUGUGUUCGUUCAGUGUUAAUAAUCUGAGCCAAAACCUGGAGCUAACAAUUUCAAUGGGUACUAUGGCAGAGAAAUUAAGGCCUCCCUCCCAAACGUGCAUGUGUUAUUGUAUGAGUGCAUGCCCCUACCAUACAGCAUGGAAAUACAGGUUGUCCAUCACUCAUAUACACACACGUGUACACACAGGGGCACUGCCUACUUCUACACAGAUGUUACCCUGACUGAUACUCCAUCACAUACUCCACAUGUUCACACACCAGCUUCUCAUGAUUAUAACCCUAAUGAUGAUAAUGGAUCACAUUUAUACAGUGCUUUAUCUCGAUACCCAAAGCGUUUCACAGUGAAGGGGGGAAACUCACCUCAACCACCACCACUACACCAGCCACCACCAUCCUCUACCAUUCUUUGGUACCUCUGCUAAACACACACACACAUAAUAAUCCAUCGACUUUAAUGGGUGAUGACAGAAAACCAGUGAAACCUGUGAAUUAAACAAAGCUUAGCGAUGAAUUCAUUUUUUUAACAAGAACCUGAUUCAUUUUUAAUUCUACUUCGUCUUUUUUUAAAAUUAUUAUUAUGGUGUUAUUUAUAGUGUUCUAGUCAGUUAUGUUAGACCAAAGCCAAAAGUCCCAAGUAGCCAGCCAAACUCUUAAUGAAUUGGGUCAGGACAGUUUCUCCUAACUUACGAAGACUUCAAGGUCAAAUGCAAAUGCCACUUGGCACUGGAUAUGCCACUGAGGGGAUCGUAUUUAUUUGCUAUUUGUGUGUAUACAGUAUGCACUUGGGUCUAUGCACUUUGUAAAACUGAGAUGCGGGUCUGUUACUAUUUUUUCAAGUCUUGGGCCAAGCAGUAGUUCUACUUUUACUCCGGCCCUUAGUUUUUCUGAUUUCUGUUUUAGUGAUUUUGUAAACUUGACUUGUAGAAACCAUCAUCUAGAAUGCUACUUUGUAAGAUGUAUUCUGUUCUGAUGUCAACUCUCUGAACAUGGUCGCAGGCUCUCAGACACCAUUUUGGAUAAACCAAACCGAUCCAUAAACAUGGUGUCAAACAACUUUGUUCAACUGCUCACAUUUUCAUUUACUGCCCGCCUGUUUUACGUUCUGACCUUUGUCAUGUCUUUGUUAUGGGGAAAGUUGUCAAAAGAUUUUAGAUUUUAAUGCCACAUUUAAAAGGUGGUCUAGUAUGAAAUGGGGGAGGGCGCCUCAGUCUGAUGUAAUGACACCACAUUGAGAUAAAUACAAUAUCACUGCCUACAAGAGAGAAGUCUGCCAGUACUCUUGGCCGUUUGGUUAAUUGUAGGACUAUAGUGUGGUUUUACUGCCAACAGUGAUAUUUUCCAGACAUAAAAGUUGUUAGUCAGUGUCUAAUGUCAUACCACCAUAGCUUCAAGUAUCGGGAGACAGGUUACAAGUGCUAGGCCAGGUAGUCUCUUAACCCAGAGAUGUGUAUCCCUUAGUGUGUAAUGUGGCCUACUCUAGUUUCUUAGCUACUGUGCCAGGUAUGAAGCCGUAAGGGAGUGUCAUUCCCUUUUUUGCCAAGAUAUCCCAUAUUCUCUUUGUUGGAUAGACUCCAAACAUUCUCUUAUCCAGAGUAUCAAGAGUUACAGUAUCACAGUAUGUUGUAGGGGUCACAUUACCUGCUGAGACAGUGUAUAAGACCAAAGAACUAUCAAGGUUCGAAUGCAUCCUGGAAAACCUGGGAAGUACUUUUCCAGUCAUGGAAAAGAACUGGGAAAUGAUAAGAUUGAUCAAAUGUCCUGGAAAUAUUAUUCAAGUCAUGAAAUUGUAAGUCGGGUUAUAGUCAUAUUUUUUCCAGCUCAGAUUGCAUAUCGCUAGCAUAAUUUUCAGCUGAAUUCAUGUUUUCUAGCCACUGAGAUGCAUCAGUGCUUGAAGUUUGGAUGUUGAGUGACUACAGUCCAUCUAGAGACUGUUGAGCAACAUCUGUCACAUCCAAGCAAAAGUCAUGCAGAAUGUCCUUGUAAAAGUCCAGGAAAAGAAUUUCUUAAACAGAGUUGGAGCACUGAACUUAUAAAUAGCCAAACCGCUUUAGAUUAAUGGAGAUUUAAUCAGUCUUGAGUUUUUAUUUUAUUCUCAUGUGAAACGCAACCCACUCCUGUGAGCAUUUGUCUCCAUGCAGUGCUAGUUUUAGUUCAUCAAGGAACUUGUCAAGGCCUCCAAUACUUUUUUGGAUAUUGUUAUACACUGAUUGAGGUAUUUGUGGUGUGGAAAAUCACAGUUCAUCACAAAAUCUUACGGAUUGUCAGAUAACCAUAGUUUUUAAAUGUCCUUAGGCAGUAUUUUGCGAUUAAAAGAUCGGUGAAAUUUAAAGAGGAAAUUUAUUAUUCUCUCGCAUCAGAAGUAACUACUGUUGUAUCAGGCUGAGGAACAACCCAAAGGUUUAAAGAUGGCUGGUAAACUGUCCAAAUGGCAUGCUCCUUGUCCCUUAAAACAAAGGAAUAUGGACAUGGAAACUGUAGGAAAUUUAUACAUGUAAAGUCUAUUUGUCACAUGUGUGAAACAAGUCAUUCUGACCAAUGAGGGGUCAGGCCAGCAACAAAUGAUCUAGUAAAGCCAGGUUGUGGACCCUGAAAAUGUUUGGUGAAUAUAGGCCACUGUUUUACUAACUUUAUCAUAGCUCAGUUGGUUAAAGUUCUUCUAUGUAAAGGCUUUCCGUAGAAAAAGAAAAGACGAUUUAGACAAUGAGACUGGGACAUUUUUUUUGGGGGGGGGGGCAUUUUUCUGCAGGAUUAUGUCCUUCAGUUUGACUGUCAUCACCUCUCGGCUCCUCACCAUCAAUAGCCAAAAGCCUUCUAAAAAGGUUCAAUACAAAGGUGUGGAUGUUAACUUUUGCCCUCUUCCAGAUCAUAGAUGUGUUCAUGGGGUAUGACCGUGAAUUGUUGAAUGACAUAUUUCCUUAUUUUAAUUGCCAUCUGUUGUAAAUACUAGUGAAUCAAUCAAAACAAGAGAUGUACCAGGUCAUGCAACAUAACAGCUUCAGUAAUCCUUAUUGUAAAUGGAAGCAUUGUGAGGGUUGAUCUGUUUUUAAAAGUGUACAAAGAUGUUUUUUUUUAUUAUUAUUAUUUUGUCAAGUGAAAAAUAUUUGAAUCUAAAUGUCAUGACAGGAAGUGGGGGUGACCAGUCCCAGUACUUGCUGUUAUGCAGAAUUUGAAUUCCCCCCUCUCUGAGUGGACAGUGUGCGAUUUGCCCCGUUUAGCAAUGAAAUGCAUUACAACAUCGUGGACGGUGUACUGCUUGCUGUUAAGUGUGUGGACAAAUGCACACUAACGAGUGAAGAGAGGUGUGAAAACCGACUGUAGCAACAGACAGAAGCUCAGCAUGGCAUCAGUGAGUCAAGUCACUCAGUCAAAGGCUCGCCCAGAUAUUAAUAUCACCACCCCUGUAGACACAUCGGACAAUAAGACAUUGUCCACCCUGCAAAUUAAAUUAUGAACCAUUGUGCGUGUGUGUGUGUGUGUGUGUGUGUGUGUGUGCGUGCGUGUGUGCGUGUGUGUGUCAGUCAUUCAUUGUUGACAGUGGCCCUCGUGGAAAAAUUGUAAAUGUGUAUUUAUAUGAUGAAAUUCAAUCAAAUAA
Molecule: messenger RNA, 5353 nt
Organism: Lampris incognitus (smalleye Pacific opah)
Lineage: Eukaryota; Metazoa; Chordata; Actinopteri; Lampriformes; Lampridae
Gene: dnajc5ga
Product: DnaJ (Hsp40) homolog, subfamily C, member 5 gamma a
Exons: 5
Coding region: 396-989 (197 amino acids)
Source: RefSeq, a predicted model, not a curated record